AAGGACUUAUAUAACGGGUUAUUUUCUCUUCAAGUUCCGAUGUGGGAUACUCUUAACACUCCCCCUCAAGUGGACAACCGGGCCAUUUUGAAUCUAACCGGUUGACCACUUGCAAAUGAACUCCCAUUCCCUUGACUUUCUUUUUUUUUAGCGCCAACACCUAAAGAACCACGAGCCGCUGGGAAGGUAUGAGCUCACCUUUGUUGUACGGUGUGUCUCCCCACACGCUCUCCAUGGAACUAGCCGGCGAUCACUUUCCGGCCAAUAAAUAUCUAAACUCCGCCGCCGCACCGCCGCCGGGAAAUUCACCGAACAAGAUCCCGGCGUCGAAGAGGAGGAAAAAAGACGACGACGGGAAACACCCGAUAUACCGCGGCGUGCGGAAGCGGAGCUGGGGGAGGUGGGUGUCGGAGAUCCGAGAGCCGAGGAAGAAGACGAGGAUAUGGCUGGGGACAUUCGCCACCGCGGAGAUGGCGGCGCGGGCCCACGACGUGGCGGCGAUUGCCAUCAAGGGGCCGUCCGCGGUCCUCAAUUUCCCCGGCUUGGCGCCCGGCCUCCCCAGACCGGCCUCUAAAUCCGCCAAGGACAUCCAGGCGGCCGCCGCAAAAGCCGCCGCGCUCGACUGGUCAGACCCGACCCGACCCGAUCCGCCGUCAUCUCCGGAGGAGAAUCCGACUUCGGAAUCGACGGCGACGUCGCUGAGCAGGGACGACGACGACGACCCGUUUCUCGAUUUGCCGGAUCUUCUAUCCGACCCGACCCGAAGAGCCGCCGAGAUCGGGUUCAUUUCGCCGUGGCUCCAGCUGGCAGCUGGAUUCGAGCCGUUUCACGCGGAUAUUUGGUCAGCGGAUGAGAAUUUACUUUGGGAUUAAAUUUAGAGGUAAAUCCAAAAAAAAAAAAAGCGAGUGCGGUAAAUCUGCAUGGCUCAAAGAGUGGUUCGCAGUAAAAAAACAUUAUUUACUCCGUGUGAAAGCUAGCUAAGGUAUCAAUCAAUUCUUUACCACGUGACUGUUACGGGCAUGAACAAUUUCAUGUACUGUAAUUAAUUUUUUUACGGUGGAAAUAUGCUCAAAAAAAUUACGGCGGAAUAAAACGUUAUAUGUAUUCAUUAUUCCAUAUAAAUUACUCCGUAUUGUGUAGUAUUUGGACUUUUUGUGCACUGUUUGGAUGAAAUUUAAUUGUGAAUUAAUUAUUUUGUGAAAU
Cuscuta campestris is the source of this 1203-nucleotide messenger RNA. The record is from the annotation of a GenBank genome assembly. Lineage: Eukaryota; Viridiplantae; Streptophyta; Magnoliopsida; Solanales; Convolvulaceae.